Molecule: messenger RNA, 948 nt
Organism: Rubroshorea leprosula
Lineage: Eukaryota; Viridiplantae; Streptophyta; Magnoliopsida; Malvales; Dipterocarpaceae
Source: the annotation of a GenBank genome assembly
UAACCUCAAUUAAUUACCUUGCUUUAAAAUCUCCGCCAUACAAGGAUGAGGAAGCAGUUCUAUAAAGCUUGCGUGCCCUCUAGUUGAUGGAUAGGCGGGGCUGUUUUGUCUUCAAAUGUUUAGUUUUGGGCACCUGACGCUUUUUGUUUUUGUCUGUGAUCAUCCGGUGAUGGAUUGGCUAGACAAGCAGCCGGCUAAGUCGGUUAUUUAUGUUUCGUUUGGGAGUGGAGGGACUCUGUCAGCCAAACAGAUGAUUGAGUUGGCUUGGGGUUUGGAAUUGAGCCGACAGAGAUUUAUUUGGGUGGUUCGCCCUCCCUCGGACCAUGAUGCAUCCGGAUCAUAUUUCACAAUCGUACAGAGUAUUGAUGUUGACUCGGAUUACUUGCCUGAUGGGUUCCUAAACCGGACCCGUGAUGUGGGAUUUGUGGUCCCCAUGUGGGCUCCACAAGUGGACAUCUUGAGCCAUCUUUCUGUGGGUGGAUUUUUGUCACACUGUGGAUGGAAUUCGACCUUGGAGAGCAUAAUGAACGGUGUGCCAAUGGUUGCGUGGCCGCUUUACGCAGAGCAAAAGAUGAAUGCUGCUCUGCUAGCGGAGGAGAUCGGGGUGGCUAUUCGGCCGAAGCAAUCGCCCGUGGGGGAUGGUGUGGUUGGAAGGGAGGAGGUAGAGAAGAUGGUGAGAAAGAUCAUGGUGGAAGAGGAGGGGCGUGCAAUGAGGAAGAGAGCUGUGGAAUUAAAAUACAGUGGAGAAAAGGCGUUGAGUAAGGGCGCGUGUUCAUACAAUUCAUUGUCCCAAGUGGCAAAAGAAUGCUUGCAAUGCCUCAUAGCAAAGAGCGGAGGUGCUUGAGAAGAUAAUAAUUGGGAUGUUAAACAGUAUUUGCAAUAACACUAUACUGUCCGUGUAUGUGUGACUUUCAAUAUGUAGAAGACAAAUAGAAUAGUGCAACGGUU